Messenger RNA from Lethenteron reissneri (Far Eastern brook lamprey), 4101 nucleotides. Its product is annotated as endothelin-converting enzyme 2-like. Lineage: Eukaryota; Metazoa; Chordata; Hyperoartia; Petromyzontiformes; Petromyzontidae. Gene Ontology annotation, cellular component: plasma membrane. Gene Ontology annotation, molecular function: metalloendopeptidase activity. Gene Ontology annotation, biological process: protein processing. The record is from RefSeq and is a predicted model, not a curated record.
AGCGAGGCUGUUUCCGCGUUUGACGCUUGGUGUCCGCUGAGAGCCGUGCAGCUGGCGGUGAGGAGAGAGGAUCUCCUCGUUCCACGCGUCACCCCCCUCCUCGUCCUCCCCACACACACGGCGCCUUGCCGCCAUGGACAUGGAGGAUGACGAGGCGAUGCUCUCGGUCGACGACGACGUCGCGCGGUUCCCCGAGUCGGAGCUGAGCGUGGACACCGCGGGGAGGAGGAGCUUCUGGCCACAGGGGAGGAGGGAGAAGAGGCUGCUCGUGACGGUGCUCGUGCUCGCCCUCACGCUGCUGUGCUGCGUCGUCACCCUCGUCGUGCAGAACCAGCUGCCAGUCCCAGAGCCGCCGGGAAAGCCUAGCGUGUGCACGACGCGGGAGUGCGUGCACAUCGCCAGCCGCGUGCUGAGCUCCCUCGACCUCUCUGCGGACCCCUGCAACGACUUCUACUCCUACGCUUGCGGAGGCUGGAUCGAGAUGAACCCUUUGCCCAACGGUCAAGCCUCCUCGAACCCCAUGGAUGUCCUGGAGCGCGAGAACCUGCAGCGACUAAAGGGCGUCCUUGAGACCAACGGAACGAAAGAGAGCCAGUCGGAGCAGAAAUCGCAGUGCUUCUAUCAGUCCUGCAUGGAUAUGGACGCGAUAGAGAAAGCCGGGGCCCAGCCGCUAGUGGAUGUCAUUGAGAAGCUUGGUGGCUGGAACAUCUCGGGCCGGUGGAACCGCAGCAUGAACCUGCAGAACAUCUUGCAGGAUGUGACGAAGAACUUCACCUUGGGAUGUUUGUUCGAGCUGAGUAUCGACGACAACCCCGUGGACUCCCAGAGGGUCUCCUUGCAGCUGGCUCAGCCCAAUCUUGUUUUGCCAUCAAGGGAUUACUACAUCAGCAACACCGAGGAGAACAUCAAGAUCCAAGAGGCCUACCUGGAGUACAUGCAGGACCUCUCCCUGCUCUUGGGUGGCGAGGAGAACGCCACGCGCCACGCGAUGCGGGACGUGCUGGAUUUCGAAAGGCAGCUCGCGGUCAUCUCCACACCCAACAGCACCAUGCGGGUCAUGAACGUCAGCGAUCUGCAGAUCCUGUCGCCCUUCAUCAACUGGUUGGCCUACCUGAAGGUCGUUUUCUUCCCGUUCAUAAUGGAACCAUCGGACACCAUUAUCGUGUUUUCUGAGAGCUACUUUCGAAAUAUCACGGCUCUCUGCAAACGCACGCCGCUCGAAGUGCUCAACAACUACGUGGUGUGGCGCGUCGCGCAGAAGCUGGUCCCAAGUCUGGGCAGCCAAUUCGAGACCGUUAGGAACAAGCUGAAGGAUGUCAUCUUUGGAACAGAGAAGGGCGGAUUUGUCCCUCGGUGGCAGAAGUGCGUUUUAGAGACGGACAGAAUCAUCGGCAUGGGCCUUGGAGCCCUGUAUGUGAAGCGCUACUUCGACGUGGAUCAAACGAUACAGGUGGAAAAAAUGAUUGAAUCCACACGAUCGGCGUUCAACAAGAACCUGGAUACCCUCAGCUGGAUGGACAAUGUCACCAGGAGUGCGGCUUUGGAGAAGUCCAACUCCAUGAGAGAUAAAGUCGGAUAUUCACAUCUCUUGCUGGACGAUGCUGCGAAAUUGGACAGCAUCUACAUCAAGCUGAACCUUGUGAACGGCAGCUAUUUCCAGAACGUGCUGAGCAGCUACCUGUUCGAUGUGGAGGGAUGGAGGCACUUGCUUAUCUUUGGCCGCAACACCGACACCUGGCGCAUCACGCCGCCGACCGUCAACGCGUACUACACGCCUACAGAGAACAGCAUGGUGUUUCCCGCGGGGAUUCUGCAAGAGCCCUUCUACGACAAGGCCGCUCCCAUGUUCAUCAAUUACGGAAGCAUCGGCACAGUGAUUGGACAUGAGCUCACACACGCCUUUGAUGAUAAGGGCAGCCGCUACAACUACAAUGGCAACCUGAAAGAGUGGUGGGAGGCCGGCACGCGGAAGCAGUUUGAGGAGAAGGCCGGCUGCAUGGAGCGGCAGUACGGGGCCUACGAGGAGCAGGGGCAGCACGUGGACGGGCACCGCACCCUCGGGGAGAACAUCGCCGACAAUGGAGGCCUGCACGUCGCCUUCCAGGCCUACGAGCAGUGGGUCCAGACCAAUGGGAAGGAACAGUCGCUGCCGGCCAUGAACCUGACCAACCAGCAGCUGUUCUUCAUUGCCUUCGCCCAGACGUGGUGCUCGGUGCAGACCCCCCAGGCGCUGCAGGAGAGCUUCGUGACGGACAACCACAGCCCCCCGCGACUGCGCAUCAAGGGGGCGCUCUCCAACUCCGCCGAGUUCGCCCGGCACUUCGGCUGCAAAUUGGGCUCGGCCAUGAACCCCGAGAAAAAGUGCCAGAUCUGGUGACGCGGCCCGGCCACCCGGCGCUCUCGGACGCGACAAUCGCACUGAUCGUAGAGCCGGGUUUUUGAAACAACCAAACGAAAUCAGCAACGCGAUUGGUUGAAGCGCCCCUCCCCCACAAUCUCCCAGCUUUACACAAUCACAUGGGUUUUCUGUAAUUUGCAUCGUUGCUUUGAGAGUUGCAACAUAAUGUAUACAGCUUUGUUAUUUUGGUCCCCAGGUCUUGUGCACACACACACAUUUUAAAAUAUCUGACAAUUUAACACUCUCUAAGGGAUGCAUUAUUGCUAUGGCUGCUUCUAAAUGCAAUUCCACAUUUAGGUUGGGUUACUUUUUAAAAGUAAGAUUUCGCUUUGUGCAAAUGUUUUGUUCGUUUUUACUGUCACCAUUGAAAGUGAACGUUUGAUGACGGGAAGUUGGCCCAGCACCAGAUUAGAUAGCAUAGUGGCUUGGCCAGGGUCCAAAUCAAAUCAGCUGUUCUCAACCGGUGGGGCACUCCCUAGCCUUUUGGGAGGGCGGGGGGGGGGGGGAGAGUGGCGCUCGGCUGUGGCCUGGUUAACGUCCAGGAAAAAUUUGAAAUUCGAAUGGAGAACGGCACCACAGAACGAGCGCGCGCGUUGCUUCUUCCACAAACCUGGGAGGCCCCGAGAUGUUCUGCUGAAGCCAAGCCACAUAUGUCACACGUGUACAGAUCACACAGUGAUGUGCACACUGGCAUGCGAGUGGAGGGCGGGGGACAAGUCGUCUUGAUAGGGGGACGCCAUUCAAUAACCUCUGAGAACCACUGCUGUCAAUAGAGAUGGCGUGUCUAAACUGCGAGUUGUGGAAUACGGUCAUCAGUAGGUGGCAAUCAACCACCAGUACGCGCAGCUUUACGACAUUACGUAAUACACCAUCAACUCACAGCCUCUUUGCUGAGCCGGCUCCUGUACAAGGCCUUCGCUUAUCUGUUGCAGGUUCAUAUCUUUUGCAAAGAAAGAAUAAUAGAUCACGACGUUUCGAUCGCCACACAAGCAAUCGUCCUCAGGUGCGAGUCGCUCACUCGACCGCCGAGCUUCCUGCCCAGUGUUAGUUCCACGUCGAGAUAUGAAAUGUAUUUACGUGGCCGCUGCACACUUUUGAAAAACGUUGCGAUUCAAAGUGCCCUCCGGGGUUACCUGUGUUUAAUUCUGGUUAAGAAACCUCACUCUGUGAGAUGAAACGAUUAUCAGAAUGUGAGUUGAUGAUGCACUAAUGCUGCUGCAAUGUUACGAUAAGGGGACAGGUAAAAAUGUUGAGUAAUUAAUACAAAAUAUAUUUAUCAUUUUUUACGUGUGGUGCAUGACGUAAAAUAUUUUGCGUGUGCAGAACUGAUUUGGGCCGGUUAUUGUUAAUUCCUGUACAUUACAAUGCACUGUAUAAUCCCAUUACAUUGAACAAUACACGUGUAAGAUAGAGGUACAGUAGUCGCAUUGCCAACCACUUCUCUGAGUCAUGUGAUCUCACUGAAUUUAGUCGUGAUCUCGGGGAAGAUCACCUUGAUUCUACGUUUUAAACAUUUUAUUUCCAACGGCGUGCUAGGAGAAUGGAUCUCUGGGGCUUCAUCUUCUUGAGGGGUUGCAAGAUAAUAAAAAUGCCUUUGCGUGGCUUCUGUAGCGCUCUGCGACUUGUGUCCGUCCUCGGGAUUGUUUUGAUGAUUGCUACUGCUACUACUCCUGUACAGAAAUAAACUUUGCAAUCCACCCCGA